AUGAUACGGUUGACACGAGUUGAUAAAGAACCAGAAUAUGAUAUGGGUGGAUGUGUUAUUUGCAGGGAAAAUGAUUUCAGUGUUGAUAAAUUUGACGACCGAAUAGUAAUAAUUUGUGAUCAGUGUGAGAAGGAGUAUCAUGUUGGUUGCUUGUGGGACAUUGGGCUAUGUGAGUUGGAAGAGCUUCCUAAAGAAAAGUGGUUUUAUUGUGACGACUUCAGUCAAAUAUAUGUGGCUCUACAGACUUCAGUUUCUACUGGAGCAUAUACUAUACCCACUCCCUUGUCUGAACUAAUAAUCAGGAAGCACAAGGAGAGGGGGUUGUGUACCCAUGAACUGAUUCCUGUUAUGGUCUAUGGGAGAAAUAUUUCUGGCCAAGAAUUUGGGGGAACGUAUUGCAUUGUUUUUAUUUUGAAUUCUAUUGUAGUAUCUAUCAGGCUUCUUAGGAUUUUUGGCUGCAAUAUUGAUGAGCUUCCCCUGGUAGCUACAAGUAGAGAGUAUCAAGAAAAAGGGGAUGCAAAGUCAAUUUGGACUAAGAAAUUAGGCUUUCACAAGAUGAGUGAAGAUCAGUUAUCCAAAUAUCUUAAAGAGGGUCUCUACUAUUUCAAAACCAUGAAAGAGCAUUAUGGACUCGAGCCUUCGAUGGAUCACUAUGGUGCCAUGGUUGACCUUCUCGGUCGAGCUGGAAAGCUAGUGAUGCCAAUGAUAGUACAAUUGUUUUUGUGCAAAAAGGCCAUUUUUAUGUUUCAAAAGAUAUCUUUCCACAGGUUCAAGAAGCUGUCAGCGGUAGUGUUUUUGUCCAGAUGCCUAACACUUGGGUAA
Messenger RNA from Vicia faba (fava bean), 822 nucleotides. Lineage: Eukaryota; Viridiplantae; Streptophyta; Magnoliopsida; Fabales; Fabaceae. The record is from the annotation of a GenBank genome assembly.